Molecule: messenger RNA, 509 nt
Organism: Triticum urartu
Lineage: Eukaryota; Viridiplantae; Streptophyta; Magnoliopsida; Poales; Poaceae
Source: RefSeq, a predicted model, not a curated record
AUGGAUGCGAACCUUGCCGAUUGCAAAAUAGAAAAAAAGGAGAGGCCCCCCCCAGGCCGCGCCCUCAUCCACUCGUCCCCACGCCCUGCCCUAGAUCCCCUUCCCUCACCCGAACGCAGCCAUCGCCAUGGCCUCGCCGUGCGCGUGGCCACCGGCCGCCGCCCUUCGUUCGCCCGCGUCCGGGAGCUUCCUCACAGCCGCCUACGCCGACUGCGUCCACUUCCCCGAGCUCGGAGCCCCUACGUCGUCGGGAUCGACUUCGUCUUCAACCUCCGGCCGCCUCAACGCCAUCGCCGAUUUCACCACUGUCUGCCGCUCCUAAGCUGUCAACGAGCCACCCUUGAGCUCCUCGACUCCGAGACCGCUGCUGAUGCCCCUAUGAUCGGCUACGUCGACGACGACCCCCCUCCUUGCCAGAGCAACCAGAUGACGGAUCCCAUGAGCCAGACGACGCCACUGAUGACUACUACUACCCGGAGGAUGCCUACUACUACGUGAAGACCGCAGAC